This is a messenger RNA of Moneuplotes crassus, 591 nucleotides long. NCBI's taxonomy places the organism in Eukaryota, Ciliophora, Spirotrichea, Euplotida, Euplotidae. The record is from the annotation of a GenBank genome assembly.
GGAAUAUUAAUUAGAAAAUAAAAUGGAGAAGCUACCUCAAGAUCCAUCCGAAAGCCACAAAGAAGCAUUCAUCUCUAACUUAUUGGCAAGACCAUCUCAGAAGCCUGAUUUCAGCAUGCCAUUGCCAAAAUCAUCAGUUCUAAAUGAUAUUAAAUCAUUUCUUCCACAGUUUAAGACUUCAACAGAGGAACUCAUUAACAAUGAUGAGCUUAGGAAAAAUAUGAAUAUUGACAUUCAGACAAACACAGAGGCUGAUAGCCAAGCUGAACAGACUGCUGAUCCCUCUCAGUCUAAUAAGCAGUACAUCGAAAUUAACAUGGGCGUUGGUGUCUACGACAUCAAAAACCCUGAAUUCAAUGAAAAAGAUGUGUGACUACAAGAGAGCAAGAAACCAUGUCUUAUCAUCGAAGAUGAUAAAAGUGAUGAAGAGACCCAGAAACCACUUGUCCAAGAAAUUGGAGCCAGUAACACACCAAUGCAAGACGAUAGCGAUGAUUCUGAUUCAAGUGACGGCUCUGAACCCACCGAAGAAGAUAUACAAAAAUAUGAGGCUUUUGUUAGGUCGUACCUCAAUAAAUAGCAAACACUCUU